Molecule: messenger RNA, 5502 nt
Organism: Prinia subflava (tawny-flanked prinia)
Lineage: Eukaryota; Metazoa; Chordata; Aves; Passeriformes; Cisticolidae
Gene: DSTYK
Product: dual serine/threonine and tyrosine protein kinase
Exons: 13
Coding region: 121-3447 (1108 amino acids)
Biological process (GO): positive regulation of ERK1 and ERK2 cascade; positive regulation of fibroblast growth factor receptor signaling pathway; negative regulation of apoptotic process
Cellular component (GO): cytoplasm
Molecular function (GO): protein kinase activity; ATP binding
Source: RefSeq, a predicted model, not a curated record
GUGGGGGGGAUCGGGAAGCGAGGAAAUCCUCGGGGAGGUUCCCCGAGGGACGGCGGCAGCCUGGCCGGGCCCGAGCGCUGCCCGCGGUGGGGAGGGGAUAGCGGGGCGGACCCGGAGGACAUGGAGGGCGAGGGGCCCCCGUCAUGGCGGGGUCCCGGCGGGGCCGUGCGGGAGCUGUGCCGCACCUUCGCCCACUACAACCGGCACCUGGCGCGGCUGCAGCACAACCUGCGAGAGACCAAGAGGUUCUUCCGCGACGUCAAGUUCUCCCAGGGACAUCCCUUCGCCUCGGCGCCUGCCGGUGACGGCCCCCCCUCCGCCGGGGACGGGGGUCCCGGGGACGGCGGCCCCGUCUCGUUCCCGCCGCACGAGGAGGAGCAGCUGCAGCGCUCGGUGAGCUGGCGGCCCUGCCUGCUGAUCCUGGGCCAGAGCUGCAGCGCCAAGGGCCGGCUGCUGAACACCCUGCUGGGCCAGGAGCUGCUGCCCGUGCCCGGGGCUGCCACCGAGGAGCCACUGCCCGUCCAUGGGGCUGGAACUGAGGAACUGCUGCCCAUUCCCGGGGCUGGGACUGAGGAACCACUGCCCGUCCCCAGGGAUGGCACUGAGGACCUGCUGCCCGGCCAUGGGGCUGGAACUGAGGAGUCACUGUCUGGCCCCAGGGCUGGGACUGAGGAGCUGCUGCCCGUCCCCAGGGAUGGAACUGAGGAGAUGCUGCCCGUCCAUGGGGCUGGAACUGAGGAACUGCUGCCCAUCCCUGGGACUGACACCGAGGAGCCACUGCCCGUCCCCAGGGCUGACAUCGAGGAGCUGCUGCCCGUCCAUGGGGCUGGAACUGAGGAACUGCUGCCCAUCCCCAGGGAUGGCACCGAGGAGCUGUUGGUCCCCAGGGCUGCCAUCAUGGAGUCACUGCCCAUCCCUGGGGCUGGCACCGAGGAGCCACUGCCCACGUCUGGGACUGCCACCAUGGAGCCACGCCCCGUCCCCAGGGCUGGCAGCGAGGACCCUCUGCCCGUCUCCAGGGCUGGCACCGAGGACCCUCUGCCUGUCCCCAGGACUGCCACCAUGGAGCCACUGCCCGUCCCCAGGGCUGGCAGCGAGGAGCGCUGCCGGCGCCGCCGUGUCCGCCUCACUCACGGGGCGCGGACGCGGCUGAGCCUGGCGCUGCCCGGGCAGUACGAGCUGGUGCAGGCGCUGGCAGCGCACCGCGGCCACUGGGACACCAUCCCCGAGCAGGACCUGCAGGUGCCCGGGGACGCCGAGGACCCCGCGCAGAGGGUGGCAGAGCUGGAGGUGGCGCUGCCCCACGCGCUGCUCAAGGAAGUGGACAUCGUGGUGGCUCCGUGCCGAGGCUUCCAGCCAGCCGAGGCCACCCUGGCCGAGCUUGUCAACCAAGUGCUGCCCGUUGUCACCUUCGCCAUCAGCCAGCCCCAGCUGUCCCCAGCCGACCGGGCAGAACUGCAGGAACUCAAGGACAAAUUCUCCCUCCCCAUCUUCUUCCUGCGAGUCCCCAGCAGCGAGGAGAACUCUCCCAACCCCUCCUCCAAGGACAAAUCCCUUCUGCACUCCCAGCUGCUGGAACUGGGCUACCUGAACCCCUGCGGCGACCGCGGUGGCAACGCCGGCUCCGCGCUGGCAGAACAACCGGAAAAACUUCGUCUGCUGAGCUCCUUCUGCAGGCAGGUGCUGCAGAAACACCUGGUGGGAGCCGCCACGGCGCUGAGCGAGGUGCACGGGCGCUGCCUCAACAUCUUCAUCAACCAGGCGUUCGACAUGCAGCGCGACCUGCAGAUCACGCCCAAGCGCCUGGAGUACACGCGCAGGAAGGAGAGCGAGCUCUACGAGUCGCUGAUGGGCAUCGCCAACCGCAAGCAGGAGGAGAUGAAGGAGAUGAUCGUGGACACGCUGGGCAGCAUGAAGGAGCAGCUGCUGGAGGAUGCUGCCAGCAUGGAGUUCCGAGACAUCAUCAUCCCCGAGAACGGCGAGCCGGUCAGCUCGCGGGACGUGCAGCGCUGCAUGCAGCAGAUCCAGGAGCUGAUCAUCUCGCGGCUGAACCAGGCCGUGGCCAGCAGGCUGACCAGCUCCGUGGACUACCUGCGCGAGAGCUGCGUGGGCACCCUGGAGCGCUGCCUGCGCAGCCUCGAGCGGUCCCGGGAGGGCCCCGCGCCGCCGGCCCGCGGCAGGGACGGAGCCACGCACGUCACCAGCAACUAUCUCAAACAGAUCCUGAAUGCAGCUUAUCACGUGGAGGUGACUUUCCACUCGGGCUCGACGGUGACCAGGAUGCUCUGGGAACAGAUCAAACAGAUAAUCCAGCGGCUCACCUGGGUGAGCCCCCCGGCCGUCACGGGGGACUGGAAGCGGAGGGUGGCCCAGGACGCCAUCGAGAGCCUCAGCGCCUCCAAGCUGGCCAAGAGCAUCUGCAGCCAGUUCCGCACGCGCCUCAACAGCUCCCACGAGGCCUUCGCCGCCUCCCUGCGCCAGCUGGAGGACGGCCACUGGGGCCGCCUGGAGAGGACGGAGGACCUGUGGCUGCGGGUGAGGAAGGAGCACGCCCCGCGCCUGGCGCGCCUCUCCCUGGAGAGCCGAUCCCUGCAGGACGUGCUGCUGCACGGGAAGCCGCGGCUGGGCAGGGAGCUGGGCCGGGGCCAGUACGGCGUGGUGUACCUGUGUGACAGCUGGGGGGGACACUUCCCCUGCGCCCUCAAAUCCGUCGUCCCUCCGGAUGAGAAGCACUGGAACGACCUGGCGCUGGAAUUCCACUACAUGAGGUCCCUGCAGUCCCACGAGAGGCUGGUGCACCUGCACGGCUCCGUCAUCGAUUACGGCUACGGGGGAGGCUCCAGCAUUGCUGUGCUGCUGAUCAUGGAGAGGCUGCACAGGGACCUCUACACGGGCCUCAAGGCUGGGCUGGAGUUGGAGCCACGCUUGCAGAUUGCCUUGGAUGUGGUGGAGGGGAUCCGCUACCUGCACAGCCAGGGGUUGGUGCACAGGGAUAUCAAACUCAAAAACGUCCUGCUGGACAAAAAGAACCGGGCCAAAAUCACAGAUUUGGGUUUCUGCAAGCCCGAGGCGAUGAUGUCGGGCAGCAUCGUGGGCACGCCCAUCCACAUGGCCCCCGAGCUCUUCACAGGGAAAUACGACAAUUCCGUGGAUGUCUACGCCUUUGGGAUCCUGUUCUGGUACCUCUGCUCGGGCCACGUGAAGUUACCUGAGGCUUUUGAGAGGUGUGCGAGCAAAGAUCACCUGUGGAACAACGUCAGGAGAGGGGUGCGCCCGGAGCGGCUGCCGGUGUUCGACGAGGAGUGCUGGCAGCUGAUGGAGGCGUGCUGGGCCGGGGACGCGUCGCAGCGGCCGCUGCUGGGCAUCGUGCAGCCCCUGCUGCGCGGCAUCGCCGAGCGCCUGUGCCGCGCCCGCCCCCCGCGCCCCGCCAAGGACGACUCCACCUGAGCGGGGGCCGGGAAUUCAGCCCGGGAAUUCGGGAAUUCAGCCCGGGAAUUCGGGAUUUCAACCCGGGAAUUCCGGCCGCCAGCUCCCAGCCAGCGCCGAGCGGGGACAGGGAGGAGCUCAGAGGGGACUCGGGGAGGGGGUGACAGCUCCAUCCCAACAUUUCAACCCGGGAAUUCGGGAUUUCAGCCCGGGAAUUCGGGAUUUCAACCCGGGAAUUCGGGAUUUCAACCCGGGAAUUCGGGAUUUCAACCCGAGAAUUCCGGCCGCCAGCUCCCAGCCAGCGCCGAGCGGGGACAGGGAGGAGCUCAGAGGGGACUCGGGGAGGGGGGUGACAGCUCCAUCCCAACCCCACCCCGGGGUCCCUCUGGAAUUGUGUGGCCACGGGGGUGGAAAAAUCCCAUUUUUUUGGGAAGAAUCCCUUUUUUUUGGGAAAAAUCCUGACCCUUUGGGGCUCGUGAGGGGGUUUUGCCAGUCCCACCCCGCCCCCGAGCCUCGGGAGUGAUCCACGGGUUGGAAAAAUCCCUUUUUUUGGGGAAAAUCCCGACCCUUUAGGGCUCACAGGGGGGCUUUGUCAAUCCCACCUGGCCCGAGCCUUGGGAACGAUCCACGGGAUGGGAAAAUCCCAUUUUUUUGGGGAAGAUCCCAACCCUUUGGGGCUCGUGAGGGGAUUUUGCCAGUCCCACCCCGCCCCCGAGCCUCGGGAGUGAUCCACGGGUUGGAAAAAUCCCAUUUUUGGGGGGAAAAUCCCAUUUUUUGGGGAAAAUCCCAACCCUUCAGGGCUCACAGGGGGGCUUUGCCAAUCCCACCCCGCCCAAGCUUCAGGAGCAACCCACAGGUUGGAAAAAUCCCAUUUUUGGGGGGAAAAUCCCAUUUUUUGGGGGAAAAAUCCCGACCCUUUGGGGCUCGUGAGGGGGCUUUGCCAAUCCCACCCCGCCCAAGCUUCAGGAGCAACCCACAGGUUGGAAAAAUCCCAUUUUUGGGGGGAAAAUCCCGACCCUUUGGGGCUCGUGAGGGGGCUUUGCCAGUCCCACCUGGCCCGAGCCUCGGGAGUGAUCCACGGGAUGGGAAAAUCCCAUUUUUUUGGGAAAAACCCCAUUUUUUUGGGAAAAAUCCCGACCCUUUGGGGCUCACGGGGGGGGCUUUGCCAAUCCCACCCCUCUCCCGAGCCUCAGGAGUGAUCCACGGGAUGGGAAAAUCCCAAAACUCCUCCCUCGGCCGUUGGCGCCAAUUCCGGAGCGCUGGGAGAGGAAGGAAAAGGCACCAAACUUUAGGAUAAGGAAAUGUUGGGAAGCUCCGAGGAGCUGGAAAUGUUUACAUGGACAGGAGCGAAGCUUCCGUGUUUUUCUACGGGGAUUUGGAAAACCCCGCCUGGAUAAGCUAUUGAUCCCUAAUCCCACCUUUUCCUCCUCUUUUUUUAUUUUUUUUCCCUCUCCUUUGCUUCCUUAAAUUCCUUGGAAUGGCUGGAGAAACCUUCCCUUGCUUCCUUGCUCCUCACAGGUUCCGCUUCGUAGCAGCGCAAAAAUUGAAAUUAUCUUUUUUUUUUUCAUGUGGAAAGUGCCAAAAUCCCUUUAAAAUCAGGAUUUGGGGCUUGGAAUUCAUGGGAAUGUCGUGGCAGUUUUAAACCGGGCUGAGUCUGCACAGGAAUAUUUUUUAAAAAAUGAGGAUUUUCCAGCUGUUUUUCCAAGUUGGGGGGAAAAAAGAUCCUUCCUUCUCUUCCUCACUUUCACUCUGGGGCUGGAAUUUGGGUGGAAAGAAUAAAAAAAUGGGGAUAGGGGAAGAGGGGGAUCCUGGCCAAGGUUGUCUUUCCCAAAUUCUGGCAAUCCCAGUUUGCUUCCUGCAUUUUUGGGGUGGAAUUGGGCUGAUCUGGAGCAGGGAACGCCCCUGGGUGGCUCCAUGAGGAACUGAGGGAGCUGGGAAUUCUCCCUGGAAUGAAAUUCCAGCCGCCCGUGGCCAAGGAUGGGUUUAGUGGGAAUUUUUUUCCUUUCUUUGUGCAAUAAAUGGAUUCAGGAGCUUUUUAUGGAGGACAAAAAAAAUAAAAAAGGCUUUUUUUUGUUC